AUGGAGGAUCUUUGGCUGCGUUAUGCGCAGUUGAGCGAGAGGGAGAAGCAGGUGUUUGAUGCAGUGCUGGAGACGGUUGGUACGAAGGUUCCAGGGGUGUCCGCCGUUCAGCAUUCGCCGCAUGCGGUGCCUCGGACGGCAAUGAUGCAGAAGUACAUUGAGUACGGCCAAGCUCUGUUGGCCGUCUACCGUUUAGUCAAACGAGGCAUUGUUCCGGAUCCGCGGAUCGUGGAGUACUUGAAGGACAACCUGGACCCGUCCGUGGCGAAGCAGUUGGCGCUACAGCAGCAAGUGGGUAGCCCGACGAGUAGCACGGGAGGGCCGGCGGGAGCGAGUCAGGGCACAGGUGGGGCGGGAAGCGGUCGGGUCACAAGUAGUGGAAUAAGUAGUGGAGUGGGUGGUGGCAUGAGUCACGACCGGUGGACGCGGGCGACCUUGGCACAGCGUUACCUCAAGGACACGUCUAGCAAGUACAGUCGGCUAGUGUGUCUGCCGGGAGAGACUGCAGCACACAUGAGUUACGCUGUGCGAUUGGAGAAUUUGCGAACUUUGCAAACCAUUUUGUCGCGCAAGUUCCUGAAGCACUCGUUGAGGACACCGGAAGACGUAUAUAACUUUAUUGCUACUAAUGAUGCCGUGGGUACGUUGUCGUGCAUUGCAGGUAACAUUCCGAAAAGCUACAGGCACUCUGCGAGCAAGUUAAUGGACGCGGACCGUAAGGAGGAUGUGUUGGUGAAGAUCCGUACUCUCAUGUCCGACAAGGGAAGUACUCUAAGCGCCAACAGGACGAUGUGCCCGCCUCCGAACUAUGUGCACCACGUUCCUCUAUUCGUGUCUCUAUCCAACUUCAGGAAACACAAGUUUCCUGCCGGCCGAUUGCAACUAGCUAGAACUAUUAGGUUAAGAGAAGAUGUAUGUGGUAAUGGUAGACAUUGGAUAGAUAGCAAACAAAAGAAAAGACAUACAUUCGGAUCCAUUGCCAAGGAAGCAGGGACACGAAUGACGACCCUUGAGAUUAAAAAGCAGCAAGAGGCGGAACGGGCGCAGAGGGAAAGGAUGAAGGCUUUGAGAGAGCGCAAUAUGGACGCCUACCUCGCUUUAGUCAAGAAUGUGAAGAACCAAAGGAUUCAAGAGAUUUUGGAGAAUACCGAACAACUGCUUCAAGAUAUCGGGUCAAAGAUUCAGACAGAGCGCGUUCAAAACGAGGCAAGAAGAAAGCGUGAGGCAGAUAAAGACAGAGAGAAGAAACGCCAGAGAGAACUGGCCAGGCUGGCGAAGAAAGGGCUCACCCCUUCUUCGACGGCAGUUGGCGUUGCAAGCGAGAUUGAAGAGGCAGAGAUGAAACCUGAUCAGGAGGUUUCUGACGAAGAGACUGAAACCAAGAAGCCUCAGUACCUGACGCUUUCCCACAGAGUACGCGAAGACGUAGGCCAGCCCAAGUCUUUGGUAGGGGGUACCCUUAUGCCUUAUCAACUUGCCGGGCUGGACUUCCUUGUCUCGCUUUACAACAACAACCUUAGCGGGAUUCUGGCCGAUGAGAUGGGUCUGGGUAAAACCAUUCAGACUAUUUCCCUAGUUGCUUACCUUCAAGAGUUCAAAAACAACAAGGGUCCUCAUUUAAUCGCUGUUCCGCUUUCAACGCUGCCUAACUGGGCUAGCGAGUUCGCGAAGUGGGCGCCGUCACUGACUUUGCUGCAAUAUAGAGGAAAUAAGAAUGACCGAAGGGAGCUGAACUACCAAGUCAAGCGAGGCCGGUACAAUGUAUUACUGACGACAUUUGAGUAUAUUUUGAGAGAGAAGAAAGUAUUGGGAGCAGUCAAAUGGCGCUUCAUCAUUGUUGAUGAGGGCCAUAAAAUGAAGAAUGUCAAAUCCAAGUUCCAUGCAACCCUGGGAGAGUUCAAAUCCACUCAUAGACUCCUUCUUACUGGUACUCCGUUGCAAAACAACUUGAAUGAAUUAUGGAGUUUGCUUAAUUUCCUUAUGCCGCACACGUUUGCAAGCGGAGAAGAUUUCGAGCGUUGGUUCGAAGAGCCGUUUAAAGAGCAGUUUGCCGAAGAGGAAGUGUCGUUAACGGAAGAGGAGAAGCUGGUAGUAAUUAACAGACUUCAUCUGGUAUUAAGACCGUUCUUGCUUCGACGAGUAAAGGCAGAUGUAUUGACUGAUUUGCCGACGAAGCGCGAAUAUGUUAUUCGGAUUGCGCUUUCAUCAUGGCAAAAAUUCUUGUACUAUCAAUUAGUUAACAAGUGUUUAAAGGUUCGGGAUCAGACAGGUCGUAUAACUCAAAAAUCUGUAGCGAAUGGUAUAAUGCAAUUACGUAAGGCAGUUAAUCAUCCAUAUCUAUUUGCGGAUAUGUAUAACAUUGAUGAUAAUUUAUAUCGAGUUAGUGGUAAAUUUGAAGUAUUGGAUCGCAUGUUACCAAAAUUACUUCAAUUUGGUCAUAAGAUACUAAUAUUUUCUCAGAUGACUGCAGUAAUGGAUAUAUUGGGUGAUUACUUUGACUUAAGAGGUUAUAAAUUCCAUCGAUUGGAUGGUUCCAUGAUAAUAUCGGAUCGACAGGAUCGUAUGGAUGACUUUAAUGAUCCAAUGUCAGAGACGCAUAUAUUUAUGUUGUCUACACGUGCCGGAGGGUUAGGUCUGAAUCUACAGGCAGGUGAUACAGUUAUAUUAUUCGAUAGCGAUUGGAAUCCUCAUGCUGAUUUACAGGCUCAGGCUCGUGCACAUCGAGUGGGUCAGAAGCGCGAAGUGCGUGUCUUCAGGUUUGUUACAGACUCACCGGUUGAGGAACUUAUAUUGGCAAAGGCACAGCACAAGUUGUCGAUUGAUGAACAGAUUAUUCAAGCGGGAAUGUUUUCAACGGAGUUUAAUGAAGAGGAACGUGAGGAAAAGCUACGAAAUCUUCUGGCUCAAAAGGACACAAGUAGUAAUACACAUAUUACCACACCACCCGAGCUGGUUCGAUUUAUGGCCCGUAAUGAUCAGGAAGAACACGCGUUCGACGCUAUAGAUCGUGAGAUGUUUGGCGACAACAUCUAUAACCAAUUCUAUGAACAUGAUGACCGUCUAGACGAACGCUCAGAGUCUUCCGCCGCACCCACCGCAUCCAUGAUGCCCACAGCCACCACUGUAAACCCUCCCGAGUCCGCCUCCGUCAAGGAAAGCGAACGGGUCCGAGAACUCCUUGAACAAGCUGGCCGGCUUUGCAGAGACGAAGAGAUACCCGCAGAGGUCAAGGAAAUUAACGCCAGCGAGCCAGAAGAUCACGAGGAGGUACUUGGAGUUCGGAAGAGCCGACUGAGAGCCCAACAAGCCUUUCUCGCCAACCGAGUUGACGAUGAUGACGAACUCGCAGAUGACGGAGAGCCCUCCGGGGCCAAACGAAAAGGAGACAGCAACCACGCCAGCAACAAAAAACGGAAAGUGCUAUAA
This is a messenger RNA of Gregarina niphandrodes, 3426 nucleotides long. RefSeq names its product DNA helicase. Gene Ontology annotation, molecular function: DNA binding; ATP binding; ATP-dependent chromatin remodeler activity. NCBI's taxonomy places the organism in Eukaryota, Apicomplexa, Conoidasida, Eugregarinorida, Gregarinidae. The coding region runs from base 1 to 3426 and encodes 1141 amino acids. The record is from RefSeq and is a predicted model, not a curated record. The transcript has a single exon. Gene Ontology annotation, biological process: positive regulation of transcription by RNA polymerase II. Gene Ontology annotation, cellular component: nucleus.